Molecule: messenger RNA, 2863 nt
Organism: Vitrella brassicaformis
Lineage: Eukaryota; Vitrellaceae
Source: the annotation of a GenBank genome assembly
GUCCAUCCAUCCAUCCGUUGACAUCAAGAGCACUGCAUCUAAUCCAAUCCAACACACGCGUCACUCUCACCUGUCCACACACACACAUGCAAUGAGCCGGUCAAUAGAAUGGAUGGCCGUCAGUCCAAGACACCCACCCCCUUCUCUGUCUGCCUGUACAAGACAGGAAGGGAGGUGCCAAACUACGAGCCAUCGAGCCAGCCAACCGUCCAUCUCAUCCCCGGCAACAUCACGACAAUGGUAUGAACACGCUGCAGCCAUCCAACGACACAAGGAGAGAAGGUGCCAAAUUACGAGCCAUCCAUCCAUCCAUCCAAUGCAGUCACGGCAACGUCACAGCAACGGCAUGAACACACGCUGCAGCCAUCCGUCGAGAGGCAGACAGGCAGACAUGAGGCAGCCAUCGAGCAGCCGACUCAUGCGAUUCAUGCCAAGCUAGCUACACCCUGCCGCCUGCUGGCUACCACCCACCCAUCCCCUUAGCGAGUAAGUUUUCUAUCUAUCGGUCGCCCGCCGAGCCGGACUCGUCGCCCCCCGUCUCUGCCUCUCCCCCCUGAGUCGCCUCCUCUACUUCCGUGAUGGAUGCACCCGUGUACUGGGCGCUCUGCGCCAGGGCGGCCGCCAUCCGGGGGUUCGGCUGCCCCACGCGGGCCGACGCGCGCACUGGUCUCGGGCCGUCAGGCGCCACCAGUGCGUUGUCCCUCUGGCGAAUCUGCAGCUGGAUGGCUGUCGAGGGGUCCUGCGCGUGCUUGUGCCGCAGAGCCUUCAGCACGUUCUCCUCGGGAUUGCUGCACCACUCCGUGGACCAGAAGUGGCCGGGAGGAGUGGGCUCAGGGAGUGGGGGCUGCAUGCCGGGGAUCGUGCUGGGGCGGAUGAUGUAGUUGCUGUCCACGCCCACGCCGAUGCGCAUGAGUUUGUCGAGCUUGAGGCGGCCGCCGAAGAACGCCGGGAAGAGGCUCGCCAACGGCAACGUCAGCUGUCGCCGGCUGUCCCGCCUGCACACAGACAGACAGACAGACAGACGACAGACGUUGGAUGGAUGGAUGGAUGGAUGGACGUUCCUCCCUCCCUCCCUCCCUCCCUCUCUCCCUCCCGCCAUCCCUCCCUCUCUGCCCGCCCCGCCCCGCCAUCUCACCCGAGCUGAGUAGCCGACACCCUGAAACGCAGGAAGACCCAGAAUACCCCGUCCUCAUUGAUGGCCGAGCGAGGCACGCUGCUGGAGGUGUAUAGGUAGUAGGGCUGGUCGCCUGUGGCACUCGGGGGGUGGUAGGGCUCCGCCUGGUUGGGGUCGAAGCUGAUGACGCUGUCGUUGUGGACGAAGGCGUGGUGGCUCGGUGUGCUCGGAAUGUCGGUGAGAAUGACCACAUCACCAGGAGAGCGACCUGCACACAAACACAGGCAGGCACAUCGUCACACACGUCACACGUCACCCACCCACCCACCCACCUCCCCCACCGCCUCACCAGUGCUGCUUUGCAAGAGGUAGAACUCGACACAGCUGCCGUCGUGCUCGCUGCCGCUCGGCAUGUCCAGGGCCAUGUGUGCCGACCAUGGCCCUUCUGUGAAGGAGGUGCCGGCGUCGUUGUCGGCCAACGGGAACUCGAACCUCAGCACCAGCUGCUGAUAGAAGAGGACGUCAUCGUGCUCCAGCUCGCACUGCACGCCCCACUCCCCACCCCUGGUCGUGCCACCCACCGGCCGUACCCCCCCACGGAUCGGCUUCAUGGCCGUGAAUUUGGUCGCACCACGAGCCGACACCUUGACGGAGCGGAUACGGAACCCCUGCACAAAAAAGAUGUCGCCCUGCUGCAGCCCUUCGAGGUUCGGCUCGGGUAGUUCUGCACGUCGACGAGGCACACCUGACCCUCAUCAGCACUACGCCUGACACACAAACACAAGACACCGAUGUGUCGGUCCCCUCUCUCUGCUCCAUCCAUGCAUCCAUCUGCCUUGCGCUUACUUGACGAAGUACUGCUCCAUAUGAGUGUUGUUCAUCUCUACCAGCAGCUGCACCGACCGCGACGCGGAGUGCGGGUGGGCGGGGUGGCCCCCCGUCGUGCACAGGUGGUCAGGCCGCACAUGCUCCUUGGCGAUGGUGAGCAUGCCGCCUGAGAAGCACGGCCGAUGGUACCGCUUCCACGAGAAGUUGACGGGCUCGUAGGUAGGGGGGUCGGUGCUCCAGUCUCCGAUGAAGACGGCCGACGGCUUCUUCGUUAGGUCGACAGUCAUGACGUCACGGCGGCGGUCGUAGUCGAACGAGUCGCGGCUCGACCCUCCAUCGUGGACGUCGCAGUAGCCCUUGAUCCGCAGAGAAACGGGCGUGCAGACAUCGAGAACCGAGCAAUAGCCGACGUCCAUCUCGUGCCCGAUGGCGUACAUCUCGCUGAGAGUGUGGGGUGGCCGCUCGAGGACCUCGUGGAUGAACUCGCGCCGAGGCGUCCACUCGUCAGCAUCGUCAGCUGCGUUGCUGCUGCCGCUUCUGGGACAGCACGACGGCCUUAGGAGCUUCCAUGGAUCCGACAUGCCUGCUGCAGUCACACCUCGAGCUAUACGACCUACACGACCUGAACACGAAACACACACACACACACGGGGGCAUCCAUCCAUCCACCCAUCCAUCCAACUUACGUGCGAAGUUGACCACCGAGUCCUCCGAUCUGGUGACGAUGGUGGUGCGCCACUCGGGCGGCAGCUCCAACAUCAGCUGCUGCACCUUCACCUCCCCCUCCCCCUCCCCCUCCCACCCAAUCUCUAUCUUGUUCACCACGUACCCCACCACCCUGUCCCUGAUGGCCUUGUCGUCCUUCAUGGUCGGCUUCUCACGCAGCAUGAAGGCCAACACGCCGGGCAGGGGCAGGGGCAU